UUGUGACUCCAUAUUGGAGAGCUCCACAACCCCCCCGAACAUAAUACAUGUAAGGGCUUGUGAACUUUGUCCAUGAGAGAAAUCAAGACAGGAGGACACGGCCAGUUCCCUGCUGUACAUCAUUCACAUUCUAGCUUGUCUCCUUCAGGCAUUAACCCCACCAGCAGAAAUGUGACUGAGGAGGCCGGCACGUAGAGCAAUGCACAUCUAAUAACCACCUCUGAUUCAAAGAUCCAUGUCACAGCUCUCCUCUCCUCAAGGGUGUGCAGCCCUGCCCAUCAUCUCAAGUCAUGGACUCAUAGACCCAGAGAAACAGGGCUGGAAGGGACCACAGAAGCUGACACCUAGUCCAUCUUUCCAACUACUCUCCAUCUCUUCUAGCCAGUGAAUUGUAAAUACAAAGUAGAAUGACUCAACUUCCAAAGGUGGGCUGGAUCAGUACGUGACUUGCCGCAGUAUGGUUACAUACUAUGCUAGGAGGUCACAAGAGAUGCUGUUUCAAACCCCAUCUGGAGAGGCAGGCCUAGGAUCCAUGUCUCUUUCUUUCCAGGCAAGUGAACUGACCUAUCAACUAGUGGGUCUUAAACACAGGAUAACCCUCCUUAUUCUCUGUCAAAAGCUGCCAGCAAGAGACUUUUUGGGGGACAUAAUAUUGUGAAUUAUGAAUACACAUUGUAUGCAUGUACUUUGCCAUGUACCGGCCUGGCCAGAAUGCAGCCUACUGAGCAUGUGCACUUGCUAUGUGGAUGUUUCUGCAUCCACACCACACCACUGCUAACACUUCAAAUGAAGCAUCCCUUUUUCCCAAAGGUGAAUCCCUGGAUGGUGGCACUGUGUGUGAUGCUAGUGGUAUUAUUCUGCUUUAUUCUCUUGACUGUAUAUCUCCUCAAGAUAAAGCGUGACCUUCAACAGAAACUUGAGAAGAAUCAUGAGCCAUCCAGGCUGUCUCUGCCAUGGCCUGCACAACUGGGAAUGUCUCUGUGGGAGACCGAGUCCUGGACUGGCGAAGUGGAGCAGGAGAAAGUGAUUCUGGAUCCAGACAUGGCUCAUCCCUAUAUCAUCUUGUCUGAGGACGGGAAAAGUGUAGGAAGAGGAUCCAGAUGGUAGAACUGGCCUGUCAACCCUAAGAGAUGUACUACACUUCCCUGUGUGCUGGGCUCUGACUAGACUAAAAUAGACUAGAAAAUGUUGGGAUUUGUAAAUGCCACUAGAACUGGAAAUGACCUGCAUUGCACUGUUGCUUUAUGUAAAGUCUUAGCUAAUUUGAAAUGGGGCCAUUGCAAGGACUUACACAUUUGAUUUGGAGAAGCUUUUGUUAUUUUCCCUUUUUUCCUUGUUAUUGUUUAAUUUUUACCAAGUGAUUGGGUGUUCUCACAAUUACAGAAUUUAAAACUAUAUCUGCUGAAU
Messenger RNA from Alligator sinensis (Chinese alligator), 1407 nucleotides. RefSeq names its product butyrophilin subfamily 1 member A1-like. Bases 712 to 1107 code for a protein of 131 amino acids. NCBI's taxonomy places the organism in Eukaryota, Metazoa, Chordata, Crocodylia, Alligatoridae. The record is from RefSeq and is a predicted model, not a curated record. The transcript is spliced from 6 exons.